AUGGCUGAUUUUGGAGAAAUAUUUCAAAAUAUUGGGGAGUUUGGACUAUUUCAGAAGACCAUCAUGUUUGCUCUUUGCUUCCCGAACCUUAUUUUGUCUUUUCACUUUGCCAGUGUAUAUUUCGUCCAGUCCGAUCCAGAGCGCCACUGUAACACAGACUGGAUCAUCGGCGCUGCUCCCAAUCUGACCACAGAGGAGCAGCUGAACCUGACUCUGCCCCGGGAGGAGGAUGGGACCUUCAGCAGGUGUCGGAUGUUUGUUCCUGUGGACUGGGACAUCGGUUCCAUCAGGGAGAACGGUCUCAAUGACACCACAGGGUGCAGGAAUGGAUGGGAGUACGGCAACAUGCUGUAUGAGGCCACCAUUGUUACAGAUUUUGAUCUAGUUUGUGACCAGGCGUAUCUUUUGGGAUUAGCACAAACCGUACUGAUGGCUGGAAUCCUGAUCGGAUGUCUCUUGCUUGGACCUUUUGCUGAAUCGUUUGGUCGUAAGCGUGCAGUGCAGAUACCCAUGGUUUUGAUGGUCAUUUUUACUGCAACAACUGGAUUAUGUCCCAACAUUUAUUUAUACUUGGUGUCCCUGUUCAUUCUGGGCAUUGGCUAUGGAGGCUAUCGACUCAAUUGUGUUAUUCUAGUCACUGAAUGGACCGGAGUGUCCAAAAGAUCAUGGGGAGCCUGUUUGACUCAGCUGUUUGGGGCUCUUGGACACUGUGUUCUUGCUGUGUUGAUCUACUUUAUCAGAGACUGGAGGACGGCUCAGAUGAUCACAUGUGGCCCUCUUGCUGUGGUCGCCAUUUACAUCUGGUUUAUUCCAGAGUCAGCCAGGUGGUUGUUGAACAGAGGACGACUAGAAGAGGCUAAACAGCUGAUAUCUAAAGUGGCAGCCAUCAACAAACAAACUCUUCCAGACUCCCUUCUGGAAAAGAUUGUUGUGCAAGAAACUGAAAAAAGGAAAGGCAUAGUAGUUCUUAUCCAAUCAACUGUGCUUAGGAAGUAUUUCCUUACCUUAAUUUUGGCAUGGUUCUCCCUGAAUGUUUCUUAUUUCUGCCUUUCGCUGAAUGUGGGAAACUUUGGCUUAAGUAUAUUCUUGACGCAGGCCAUAUUUGGCCUGUCUGAACUACCGGCUCAUCUUCUGUGCAUGUGGCUUUUAGAAGCAGUGGGAAGAAAACUGUCACUAGUGUCCACACUUCUGAUCGGUGGAUUCUUGUGCCUCUCAGUUUUAGCAGCUCCUCAAGAUAAUGCCAUUGCUGUCACAGCAUUAGCUACUGGAGGACGUUUUUUUGUCAACUGGGCAGGAUCCAUUUGCAAUGUUUAUGUUCAGGAGCUUUUUCCAACAUCUUUUAGGCAAACAGCCUCUGGUUUGGGCUCCAUUGCGAGCCGAGCUGGGGGGUUGCUUUCCCCUCUCCUCAACAUGCUGGCUGUGUAUAACUGGACCAUACCUGUCGUAGUUUACAGCAGCCUCACUUUAAUCAGCGGAGCUCUCAGCUUUCUGCUCCCUGAGACCAGAAGAACUGAGCUGCCAGAUUCAACUGCUGAAGCUGAAGGACUCAAAAAACCCAUUCUGAAUAUUCAACUUGAAUCAAACAAAUCAUCACAAAACAUCGUACCAACUCCGUUGUAGGUUGUACAUUUUAGUUUUCAUUGUUUUGGUGCACUAAAUGGAUGAUUUCAGCAGAACUUGGUGCAAUCAAUGUUAACCUUUGGAUAGAUGUUUUUCUGUCAUCAUUAUGCUGACAAAAUGUCUUUGUGUUUUUUAAAU
Messenger RNA from Austrofundulus limnaeus, 1758 nucleotides. RefSeq names its product solute carrier family 22 member 13a (gene slc22a13a). NCBI's taxonomy places the organism in Eukaryota, Metazoa, Chordata, Actinopteri, Cyprinodontiformes, Rivulidae. The record is from RefSeq and is a predicted model, not a curated record. The transcript has 10 exons. Gene Ontology annotation, biological process: transmembrane transport. Gene Ontology annotation, molecular function: transmembrane transporter activity. Bases 1 to 1620 code for a protein of 539 amino acids. Gene Ontology annotation, cellular component: membrane.